UUAUUCUAUAAAUAUUUUUAAAGUCAGUCUUUAAAGAAUUUUUCAAUAGAUAGUAAACAUCUAAAUUUAGUGAUUUGUAUGUAAUUUAUUACAUCCCAAGAAUCACUUUAAGCUUUUAACUGUGUAAUUGACUUGAAAAAAAGCUUAUAAACCAUACAGAAUAAUCAAAAUGAGUGAUGUUGAAGACCAUCAUGUUCACUUUAACGUAAUGAAUGACGAUUUCCAAUCCGAUCACACCCACCCAACAAUUCAAAAAGGUCCUCAUGGCAGAAUAAAUGUUCAUCUAGGGUUUUUGCAAAUCAAGCAUCGAUAUCGCAUAGAAUUAAAUAUUCCGGUUGAUAUAUUAGAGCAUUACUGCCACAAAAAUCAUAAAUUAAUUCUCAAGGUCGAAGAAAACUCGGUGCCAAACAUUCAUUGCAAGCUUCUGUCAUUCAAAGGCAAAGAAACAGAUCAAUCUCAAAUUUACGAAGCUGAAUUUGAGUUCUUUGCUCAUAAAGAGAAACUUUUGAAGGAGGAGAUAAAAUUGAUAACUAGUGAUGAAAAGACUGUCAAAUUUUUGUUUCACGCAAGAGUUUUAGGAAGAGGAAAAGGAACACCAAUGCUCAAAGAAGGAAUUCACUUGUUAGGCAUCGAAGAUGACGAAGAAUCUGAUGCUUCUGACUGGCAAGGCUUUUCACGGAAGGAGGCAAACUAAUUUUAGGCAUAAUACUUUGAAUAUUAUUUCACUACGGCUAAAGUGAAAUGUGUUCGACAAAAAACACUUAAUCUACAAAGCAAAACAGAAAUAAAAGAUAAAAAAAAAAUUAAAAUAAAUUUGUCGCCUCUUAAAAAUCUGACAAGUUUGUCCAAGUGCUUAUUUCACAUAACAAUAAGCAUUAUUAAUAUACAUAAAACAAACACUGUAUUCAUUUUUUUUUUAAUGAAAUUCCUACCAAAUAGAUUUAAGCAAUAAGUUGUCACAC
Messenger RNA from Chironomus riparius, 962 nucleotides. The record is from the annotation of a GenBank genome assembly. NCBI's taxonomy places the organism in Eukaryota, Metazoa, Arthropoda, Insecta, Diptera, Chironomidae.